Rhizopus microsporus ATCC 52813 is the source of this 388-nucleotide messenger RNA. Its product is annotated as bola-like protein. NCBI's taxonomy places the organism in Eukaryota, Fungi, Mucoromycota, Mucoromycetes, Mucorales, Rhizopodaceae. The record is from RefSeq and is a predicted model, not a curated record. The transcript has 4 exons. Bases 6 to 362 code for a protein of 118 amino acids.
GUUGAAUGUUUUCUAGACGUCUUUAUUCUUCUUCAACUCGUUUCCUUAAAGAAUUUAUGACGACACAAGAAAAGGGUCCAGUUCAACUUUCGAUUGAAUCAAAAAUUUCUCAAGCGCUGAAUCCUUCAAUUCUUGAAAUUGUUAAUGAAUCUCACAUGCAUGCGCACCAUGCUGCCAUGAAGGGCGUUACAAGUAAAGAAACACACUUUAGAGUCACUGUUGUUUCUGAUGAGUUUCAAGGAAAAUCCCUGAUGCAACGCCACCGUGUGAUUUAUAGUCUCUUGAACGAUGAACUUCAAAACAAAGGUUUGCAUGCUUUAUCUAUCAAAGCAAAAACUUCAGCAGAACUUGAAAAGCAAUAAAAGUACACUUUAUUCACAAAUUAUUC